Messenger RNA from Aspergillus sclerotioniger CBS 115572, 1601 nucleotides. Its product is annotated as putative serine--tRNA ligase DIA4. The record is from RefSeq and is a predicted model, not a curated record. The transcript has a single exon. Bases 1 to 1530 code for a protein of 509 amino acids. Gene Ontology annotation, biological process: mitochondrial seryl-tRNA aminoacylation. Gene Ontology annotation, cellular component: mitochondrion. Gene Ontology annotation, molecular function: tRNA binding; serine-tRNA ligase activity; ATP binding. Lineage: Eukaryota; Fungi; Ascomycota; Eurotiomycetes; Eurotiales; Aspergillaceae.
AUGGCUCCCCCUCGACCCCCCUACGUCUGCCUCAAUUGCAGGCUGUUCGGCCGUCGGCCGUUCUCCUCGUCGGCUCGCCGACCAGACACCAUCCGACCCGCGACCGCCCCCAAACCCACCCCCGACGUCAAGCACAUCCGCCAAAACCCCGAGCUCUACUCGCAGAACUGCGUCGACCGCAACUAUCCCGCCCAUGCUCAAUACCCCCUUAAGAUCCAGCAGCUGUCCGAAGAAGCCCGGCGACUCGACCAAGAUCUCAAAACUCCGCGAUCGCGCAUCAAGGAAUUGGAAAGGGCUAUUGGAAAAAUCGCCAGUACCGCCAACAAUGGCUCCGAACCCAGCGAAGACCUGGCCUCCCUCCGCGCCGAAGCAACCCGUCUGAAAGAUGAAUCCAACACCAUGUCCACUCGCAAGUCCACCUGCGCUGACGAGAUCCACCGCCUGGCCCUGUCUCUCCCUAACCUUUCCUCCACCCACACCCCCAUCGGCGCCGACCCAACCCUGAUCAACUACAUCAACUUCGACCCCCAAUCACCUCCAGAAUGGGUGACUCGCCCCGACCCUGGCCGCUCCCACGUCACCAUUGGCACCAAUCUGGGUCUCCUCGACUUUACCAGCUCCGCCAUCACCACCGGCUGGGGCUGGUACUUCCUCACCAACGAGGGAGCCCUGCUAGAGCAAGCCCUGGUCCAGUACGCCCUCAGCGUCGCCCACCGUCACGGCUGGAAGCCCGUCUCCCCUCCUUCCCUCGUCUACUCCUAUGUCGCCGAAGCCUGCGGCUUCCAACCUCGCGACCAGCACAAUGAGCAACAGAUCUGGGCCAUUGAGCAGACCGAGAAAGACAAAUCCAAACCGCAGCGCUCCCUCGCCGCUACCGCCGAAAUCCCCCUCGCUGCCAUGCACGCCGGCCGCGACAUUUCCGCCACCAAGCUGCCCCUGCGUCUGGUGGGACCCAGCCGCUGCUACCGUGCCGAGGCGGGCUCCCGUGGUGUCGACACCAAGGGCCUUUACCGGGUGCACGAGUUCACCAAGGUCGAGAUGUUCGCCUGGUCAGAUAACCUCCCCGACACCGGCAAGGGCGGUGCCACUUCCGACGACCUCUUCACGGAGCUUCUAUCCAUCCAAACAGAGAUCCUCACCUCCCUGAACCUCCCUUGCCGCGUGCUGGAAAUGCCCUCCACCGACCUAGGCGCCAGCGCCAGCCGCAAGCGCGAUAUCGAAGUCCUCUUCCCGUCGCGACUGCGCGCCGCGGACAACAACGGCGUCCCGGAACUCGAAUCCGGCUGGGGCGAGGUCACUUCCGCGUCCAUCUGCACAGACUACCAGAGUCGACGCCUGGGGACCCGCGUUCGCGGCGGUCCGAUCAAGGAGUCCCGGUUCCCGCAUACCGUGAACGGCACGGCCAUGGCCGUUCCACGCGUGCUGGCUGCUAUCCUGGAGAAUGGAUGGGAUGCGGAACGCGGCGUCGUGGUGGUGCCGGAGGUGUUGAGAAACUGGAUGGGCGGAAUGGAGGUUAUUGGGAAGAACUAAUCUCCUCUGAAUGUGUAUAGAUGGAUGUAUGACUAGUAUGUUGAUUGAAUGACUGUAUUCUACUCCCUGCC